This is a messenger RNA of Labrus mixtus (cuckoo wrasse), 1958 nucleotides long. It is a transcript of the gene tmem38b, whose product is annotated as transmembrane protein 38B. Gene Ontology annotation, biological process: potassium ion transmembrane transport. The transcript has 6 exons. Lineage: Eukaryota; Metazoa; Chordata; Actinopteri; Labriformes; Labridae. Gene Ontology annotation, molecular function: identical protein binding; potassium channel activity. The record is from RefSeq and is a predicted model, not a curated record. Gene Ontology annotation, cellular component: membrane. Bases 379 to 1356 code for a protein of 325 amino acids.
CUAGCAUGGCGGAACACGGAGCAGGAAUUCCGCCUAUGCGCUGAUGACAGCGUCGUGGAGCGGGGGGGUAACAUCGAUAAUGACCGUCCCGCUGGCGAUACAAAUCCGUUGCCCGGCGACGAGGAGCGACCCCUGACGGCAACUAAACCAGCUGGGAGGCAACUUGGCAGCAGCAGAACAUCCGGACACACACACACACACACACACACACACACACACAGCUGUUUGGGCCACCGGCUGGGUUCAGACUUGACAGACCGAGCCGCUUCUGCCUCUGAUGCUCUGAGUUGGACCGGUGCCUUUUUUUCUCCCUCCACUUAACCUCCUCGUUUGGAUAAAAGUUGUUUACAAUUGUUGGAGCAUUUCAGAAACAUCACUAUGGAUUUAUUCGAGGCGUUGCAUUUGGACGAAAUGUCCCACGGACUGGCAAACUUGUCCAUGUUUCCAUACUUUGACAUGGCGCACUACAUCGUGUCAGUCAUGGCUCUGAGGGAGCAGCCAGGCGCCCUCCAGCUCUCCAGAGUCAGCCCGUUAGCCUGCUGGUUCAGCUCCAUGCUCUUCUGCUUCGGUGGAGCCGUGCUGUCGGCCAUCAUGCUGGCCGAGCCGGCCGUGGCGCCUUUGUCCAACAGCACCAGUGUCCUGCUCGCCUCCAUCAUCUGGUACCUGGUGUUUUACUGCCCCAUGGACCUAGUUUACUGCAGUGCCGCCCUGCUGCCUCUCAGACUGGUGCUGUCAGGUAUGAAGGAGGUCACCAGGACGUGGAAGGUGCUGGGAGGGGUCACCCAGGCGCACGGCAAAUACAAGGACAGUCUGCUGGUCAUGAUCGCCAUCGGCUGGGCUAAAGGUGCUGGAGGAGGUCUGAUCAGUAAUUUUGAGCAGCUUGUUCGAGGUGUUUGGAAACCAGAGACCAAUGAGCUCCUCAAGAUGUCUUACCCCACUAAGAUCACCCUGAUCGGGGCGGUGCUGUUCGCUCUGCAGCACACCCACUACCUGCCUCUCCAGAAGCACCACCUGAUGCUCGUCUACACCGUCUUUACCGUCGUCAACAAGUCGAGGAUGAUGCUGACGGGCUCCUCCACCUCGCCAUUCGCUGUCAUUGAGUCAGCCGUCUACAAGACCCUCUUCACCGGCUGCUCCCCUUACGCUGCCCUCACCGACGAGGUAAAUAAAUCUUGUAUCGAUAACGGCGCCGCAAACGCGUCGACCUCCACCGCAGCCAAAAGCAAAGAUUCCAGUGAGAACGGGGCGGCGGGGAAGCACCCCCCGGUCUCCCCUGCGAAAGGACAAAGUGAAUCACUCAAAGCCAAAGACGAGUCAGAGAAGACAGAGACGACGAGCUGCAAGAAGACCGACUAGUCAGCCUCUGCCCCGUAGCGCCUUUUCACCUCUAAGCCGGGUAGUGGAGUCAUUUCUGAUUCAGGUUUUGUCAUGUCAGGACUUCAAACUUGUUUUUUUCCGACUGCUGAAGAAGAAUUUCAAUAACAGCUGACUCCAACCAACCCUGCACCUUAUCGCGGGACAAUCACCCCUUCCUUAAAGUGCUGUGAAAAUUCUGCUGUCGGAUGUGGAAUCAAACUAUCCUCUGGCUGAAUGCACACUAGCAGUACAUAAAGUGUAGCUUAAUUUGUAAUCUAUAUUUAUAAUGAAUGCAGAAUGAUCAUUUUAUCUCUGGGUUUUGGGAACAAUGCUGUGCACCUGCUGCUCGAUGAAUGUCUGCCGUUGUUCUCUCUGUAAUCUGCUUCGUGUUAAAUGCUGUAUUUCCUACUUUGAAAUGGUUAAAAAUAAUUUUGUAAAAGAGAAGAUUAUAUUCUAUGAAACAGAUGUUCUAUUCUAUUUAUACUAAAUAAUUGCACUCUUUCUUGGAUGUAUGACAUUUAAAAAUGGACGACAACCUUUUUUUUUUUGGUGAAUGCUUUGAAAUACUUUUGGAGGCAUGAGAAUAAAAAAAAAACUGCACU